AUGGAGAAACCUAUCGAACAACGUUACGCGAUCAAGUUCUGUGCUAAACUGAACAAAAGCCUCGCCGACACCCACCAAAUGAUUCAGGAAGCCUACAGGGACUCUGCUCUCUCCUAUUCUCAAGUCUCCAGGUGGUUGAAGUUGUUUACAAAUGGCCGGGAAGAGGUGAAGGAUGACCCCCGCUCUGGACGGCCGUCAACCAGCAAAAGUGCCAAAAAUGUGUCUCGUGUUCGUGAUCUUUUAAAUACCAAUCGUCGAAUGAGUGUUCCGAUGAUAGCAGAGACUCUCAGUAUUCCGAAAACCACUGUGCACGACAUCGUUAUCGAGCUGGCAGCUGCAGCACGACAACGCUCCCAGCCAAACCGCUCUGCGCGUCCGGGAGUUUCUGGCCAAGCACAGCUUGGAAACGUUGCCCCAGCCUUCCUAGAGUCCUGA
Messenger RNA from Cryptotermes secundus, 435 nucleotides. RefSeq names its product protein GVQW3-like. Bases 1 to 435 code for a protein of 144 amino acids. The record is from RefSeq and is a predicted model, not a curated record. NCBI's taxonomy places the organism in Eukaryota, Metazoa, Arthropoda, Insecta, Blattodea, Kalotermitidae. The transcript has a single exon.